AGAAGGCUGGAGCUUUUCGAACAGCUGCUGCAGCCUCGUCAGCAGCCCCGGGACUGUGCAAAGUUGGGGAGAAACCGAAGCACUUGGGGUUUGAGAGGUGCAAAAAGAGCAUUUGAGUUGGCGGAGCGGCGUUUCUCCUCUUAGCAGCGCGAUCCUUUAUGAAGCAGCCGGAACAGUUUUGAACAGAAGGAGGCUAUGAAGAUUGCAACUUUACACCAAUUUAGAGAAUGAGAUCUGCGUGGGAGUAACAUAUGGUUAAGCGUGCAGAGUAUAGCUUUGCACAUCUGGCUGGCAUGGAGAUCGCCUCUUCGGUCAAGAUUUGGUGAAGGGCGCUUUGUAUUUUGGCAGGUUUGUCUCAUUGCUCUCGUGGUUUGUUAUUAAAUUGUGCAAAAAUCGCGGGAAGGUUUUUAUUGUUGUUGUUUUGUCCAUCACCAAACAAACUAAAAGGAACCCCCGGGUAAUACCUUUGGUGUCAAUGCUAAUGUUAGCAAUAAGCAUCUACAAAGGAGCGAGGAAGUUUCCUCCGAAUUAAUCAAAACCUUUUAGGCUAUAAUUCUCUUGUCUGCUUACCUGAUGUAAGCCCCAUUGAACUCGACGGGGUUUACUUUUGACUGGGAAUGCAUAAGAUUGUGCAGUUAACUCUUCUUAGUUUACAAUCCCAAGUAAUAAAAGAGAGCUCUCUUGGAAAGAUUCAAACUUGAAUGUCGGGGUAUAAAUAGAAACAGAAAUAACAAUGAAAAAUUUUCACCUGGCUGGAAAAUAAAGCACACACACAUUCAGUCUUACUUAUGUAACUUGCAUGCCAGCUGCAGUAGAAAACAGAAUACAUACAUUUAUUUUUUUGGCAUCUGUCUGUCCCAAAAGACAAUGGAGUGCACCUCCUGGGGUGACGCCAAACCACUGCCACUAAGCGCAAGCCUGGGCAGUGUGUAAAUGUAAUCCUAGGUACGUCUACUCAGAAAUAUCUCCCUCUGAGUUAAAUGGUACCUUCUUCCAGGUUAGACAUGUUUAAGGAUUUCAGCCUAAAACCCUAACAACCUCUUCCUGCCCACUCUUUAUUUAAUUUGCUUCACAUUCGGCUUGGUGAGGAGCUCUGAUGAACUCAAAAUAUUUUGUGCACCUCAUUGUGACCUUUUAGUUAGGCUUGAUUAUUAAAAUAUAGGAAGAUAUACAGAUUAUACAGUUCCUUCAACAGAUUUUUCUUAGCUUUCAAGGUAAAUAAUGCAGCAGAACCUGUAAUCCCUGAUGAUUAUGUACCCUCGGGCAAGAAGCCAGUUUAGGAGAAAUAGGAUUGUGGGUUAUACUCCUAACAAAUGACAGCUUCAGGGAUUCUAAGUGUACCUUCUUAUAUGUUGUAUAACUCUUUAAUAAGUGUUGGCUAACAGUAAAAUCUUCUGUUUUCUUAGUGUAGUAUCUUAACUGCUGUGUUUAACAAGCCCACCCACUGCAGUUAAUAAAGGAAUAUUAUGUCUCCUGGUAACAUUCCACUAGCUAGGCAACGGUUUGAACAUUGUAAGGGCUUUAGCUGCUUGUUCAUCCUAAUCUAGGGUGUAAAGGAAAAUAGAAAAAAGCUGCCAUUAAUAAUACAUUUAAACAUCAAUACAUUCAUCUUAGUUUGUACAUAUAGAUCAAUAUGUGCCAUCCAGAUGUCCUAAUAUGUCUUCAAAUGAAGUUGGUGUUCAUAGAAAGUGCACUCAAAUGUUGCAAGGACUUUAAGGUCAUCAGACCACUGCACAGUAGAUGGUGCAUAUUUAUUGUUCCAGGCUUUUAGUGACCAUUAGGACAUGUAAAAUCUAUUAUUAUUGUUCUGCCAUUAAGCAGCAUACAAUAGAAAUAUAAUUUAAAAGUACAUGAACAUCUGCAAAUUUCUAGGAUUUUGCCAGUGCAAAAUUGAUAAGGAUAACAUCUUUGGACCAAAAAGAAAAUAUCACCGGACAUGCCCACAGGGUUAGGGUUUUAACUGCUAUCAAAAAUUGAUAGUCUACUUUCCCUGGGCUGGAGACAUUUAUUACAUUUGGAUAAUGAAACAUAUCUAUUGUUAGUGCUUAUUACAGGAGAAAAUGGUAUUGGCCUUUGUAGAUUUUAGUCUACCUAAAAUAACACAGUAACCAGUUCCUUGGCCCAGGUGGAAGCUUCCAGGCAGCUGUGAACCCCUAGACUUCUCUCUCAACCCUUAAACCUUCAUUGAAAAGGGAAAACUGCUGUAUCUCCUCUAAAUUGUAAGUCAAAGAGCUCAGAUGGUAUUUUGCUUUCUUUCCUUGGGAUAACCAGAUUGUCUUUAGGUUAAAGCUUCUUUGAAAGGUUGUAAUGACAUAUAAUUAGGUGGACUCUGAUCCUGUGGAAAUACUCCCACUGUCGUGAAUCUGUUCAAAAGAGAUCCUUGCAACAUCACAAUUCACUUCUAGGGCAAAUAACCCAUGAAUUCUGUACAAUGUGUACUGUUUGAAAUGUGUCUGUACAGGCCUGGCUUUUGGCCUACAAAAGUGCAUCGUUGCUGUGGCAUCAUCUGUAAAAAAACCUUUGGCUCACUAGGGGUGUGUGUGUGUGUGUGUGUGUGUGUGUGUGUGUGUGUGUGUGUGUGUUCCUUGAAUUUCAAAACAUUCUCUAACUUUGAAAGCUUCUUGUGGCAACAUGAGUAACAAUUCACACAUUUCCUUGAAUGUCCUCCUAACAGGGCAGAGAACCAUAGAGGCAAAGCUUAGUUUCUGAAGACUCUACAUAGACAAAAUGCUCUAGAAAUGGUGUGUAGGAUGUUACUAAGCAAUGAGGGAAAUGUGACCCUCCAGGCCUCUCUAUGUGGCCCCAUAUACCUUCCUCUGGCCAUGCCACUCACCAACCCUACUUCAUUCCUAGCUGUCUUGGAGUGUUUUGGGUUGUUUGGGCUGGAAUGUGUCCAUAAGCUCUGAUACUGCUUCUUGUUGGCUGGAUGAAAAAUAGAGGAGGGCUGGCUGUAGAAACUAGUCUACUCUGCAGAGGUAAAAUCUGCAUUCAUUGCUCUGCCCGCUUCUGAAGCCCCUGCCCAGAUGGAAAUGAGGCCCUUAGUUUAAGAAAAGUCCCUUCCCCCGUCCCCCGAACUGGGGUGUCAAGAUCUGGGACAGCGCAUGCCUCUGUUCCACUUGGUGGUCAACCUUGCAAUUUUACUUUGCUGCCAUCUGAGCCCCCAGGCCCUGCUACAGUAAACAAUUCACAGCACUUUUUAUAAGUGCACAGCUGCUUAUCCUAUAAUAUUGUCACUUUAACUUGCUUUGUCCUUGGAAUUUGUUUAAGUGCUGUGGGGCUGGCUAACAGUGUGGCCCUCCAGAGGCAUUUAUUUAUUUAGCAGCAUUUAUAUUCACUUAGUUUGCAAUAAAAUCCCUAAGUACUUUCCAUAAAAUGGUAUAAAAUAGCAACGAAAACAGCAGACAUAAUAAAAUGACCAAAUUAUCGUUAAGAUCAACAGAUGUUAGAAACAAAUGUACGCAAUAAGACCAGUGUCAUUGGGCUCCCAACUCCUAUCGGCUUCACCAGCAUGGCCAACAGCUGGGAGUUGUGAUCCAACACCACCUGGAAGGCCACAGGGUAGCUAUCCUGGUUUGUGUGAUCAUAGGGGAAACCUGAAGUUAGGAAGCUACCUAAUUCUCAGCCAGAUGGUCCAUCUAGGUGUUCAGAAGCAGCCACCAGAUAGAGCCCUAUUCUCUCUUUCCCUCUCCCUCUCUCCUUCUUGUCUUAAUGAGAACAAUUUUAUUCUAUCCUUGUUUGUUUGUUUUCUCUUCCAGCCCAAAGUUCUGCUUAAGAAACAGAAAACUGCAAGAAAUCAGAGAGGGAUUUUCCCAGCGUGGCUUCUCUUCUUGUGUGGGCAUUGAGUGGACAGGGUUAGACUGAUGCUGUUAACUCCCGUCCAAGGGUUACUGGAGUCUUCCUUUGCUACAGAAAAAGGAUAUAUAUUUUUUAACUUCCUGCCCAUCUUCUGAAGGGGAUAUAUAAAUCCAAAAAUACACAAGUGUUUGUUCCAUGGAAAAGGCCAUUGGCCAGCUCAGGAGCUGGUGAUCUUUGCUGGAUUUCAGAAUGGAUUUAACCUUUGCAGUGGCUUUCUAUAGGACGGUGCAACAGUGAUCGUGACCUUGGAAGGAACACUGGUUGUUUCCCCAGCACCAUUUUGCCUGUUUGACUUGCUAAUCUAGCAGCAUCCACAUCAGGGUCUCUGUUGGCUGUUAAUGUACCCUACCUUGAAAACGGCGUAUUCUUCUGGAAUGUAGCCACUGUCCAUUUGACUAAAGGAAGAGGCCAAAGUCCUUGGCCCCGCCAUGGGUCGCUUAGAUGACCAUGCCAAGAAACGGAUUGUGGAGCUGCGCAAAGCCGGCUUGAGUUUCCGCAAGAUCAAAAAGGUGCUGGAGCUGGACAACAUCCGGGUCACCCCGCAAGCCAUCUACCUGUUCCUUAAGCGCAAGAACGUGGAGCCCAGCCAGCCCCCACCUGUCUCUUUUCUGCAACCUGCUCUUGAGAAUGGAAGCAGGAAGACUCUUGUGGACCAAGCUGGCUGGGAGGACAACCAGCUCUGGAAGUUACUGCAGGAAAACGAGACUGAGCACCAUGGGCAGAGAGAGGCUGCUGGCUCUGUGGCAGGAGUUGGCCCCAGCUAUGAGGUGCCGCCUUGUAACGGCCAUUGUGAUGGCGAGGAGCACAUCAAAAUAAUUAGCGUGACUUCCUUGAGCAAGGAUGGAGGGCCGUUUGGGAAGCAGAGUGCCUCCCAUGAGGGCCUCUCCAGCGGAUCUCAGCUGGGCCAGAAUAUGGGUAAAGCUUUGCACAGCCUCUUUGUUCACAUGUGCUGCUGGCUUCUGCUUGAGGCCUGUUUAAGAAAACUCCCACAACCUUUGCUCACAGCAACCACCCUCUGCAAGUGCAGGCUGUCAGGGGUCCACUUUCUAUGGGUUUCUGGGCUGGAGGGUGAGUGACGGUUUAGUAGCACUUCUAAGGGGUAAUAGCUUCUAGUUUAGUUCUGAGUGCCAUGUGACCUAUGAAGCCCUUAAUGGCCAGGGCUUAAGGCAGCAAUGGGGUAACACCAAACCCAUGGGCCUAAUUCGUCCUGGCACAUUGUCCCAAUUUGGCCCAUGAGGCUGUUCCUCAGAAACUGCUCCUACUUGCCCCACACUUGUCAUAUGUGAACAUUCGUGUGGGGCAGGUACAGACUUUGCUGCAAAUUUCUUUGCAAGUGGGGCUUCCUGUCAGUGCCUAUUGGCUAAUCAGCACUGAUGGAGAGUUCAAAGGCGAUUGACAGCACUAAGGAACACAUUAAAAAUAAAUGAAUCAAUUAACAAUUAUGGGAAGAUGCAUUCUUAAUUGUCUGCAUAGGCUUGGAGGAAGAUAAGAGUUUUCAGGUGUUUAAAGGUUGAAACAGAAGGCAGCUGCCAAUUCUCCAUGGACAGAGUAUUCCAUAGCACUGGACUGACAGUAACACUGAAGGCUCUGUUUUGUGUUGAUGUCAGAUGAGCCUCACCAACUUGGGAGACAGCCAUCAACACACCUGCAGAUGAUCUCAGUGAUCAAUCUAAGGGUUCAGGCUGUCCCUAAGGUACCCUGGACCUAAGUUGUUCAGGGCUUUGUAAAUCAAUACAAGGACCCUAAUCCUGGCUUGGCAGCAGAUGAGCAGCCAGUGCAGAUGUUUAGCAAUGGUAUCACACGUUCCUGGCCAUGUGUCCCCAUCAGCACAUCUGGGAGGCACCAUAUUGGUUUGCUACCCUGCUUUUCUCUGUUGGGAUGACCCUGAGGCACCUCCACUUCUUUCUCUUCUUCACUUCCAGGUGACAACUGCCCAGGGCCAAAACCUUCUGUGUCGCCCAGCUGCUUGACUCCAUUUGCACCUGCAGUUCCUCAGCAUAAUCUGAAUGGCAAAGGGAAGGCCUUUCUGCCACCUGCCCGGAAUCCUGCCUUGAUUGUGAAGAGGAAGAUCGUAGGCCGGGCCAUCCAUCUCCAGAAAAAGGUGGGAAGGGCACAGAGAGGGUGAGAGAGAGAGACAGAAAUGAGCAUGAUUGGAAGCCCAGAAUAGAAUCCCAAGUUAGCCCUAUUAUUCUUGAGUAGUUUCAUGCAACCCCUAGAGCAGUAGAAAGGGUGGGUCUGGUGUCCUUCAGUGGGGUAUGAGAGCUGAUUCCCCCCCCCCACAUGUAGGAACCAAUGCGACCCUUUGGAUUCAGAUAGCGCAUGGGUAGACCAGUCUGAAAAGCCCGGGACACAAAUUUUCAUGGCCCUCUAGUGGCUAUGGUGGCUCAUUUACCAGAAAUACCAGUAAUGUAGGUAGCUGUGUUGGUUUGAUGCAGUCGAAGUGUGCAUGCACAUGAAAGCUUAUACCCAGAACAAACUUAGUUGGUCUCUAAAGUGCUACUGAACAAUUUUUAAUUUUUAUUUAUUUAUUCAGAAAUAAUGUAUUUAGUGUUAACUCUGGAAGUUGUAUACUCGAUUCUGACCAGACCAAGCCUCCUAGAGCAAAAUAAAAGAGGGUGGAUGCAGGAUGGAGAGAAGUGCUGCAUGAGUGUCAAACCUCUGCAUUGUAUCUAGCCAAGUGUUACUCAGAGUAGACAUAUUGAAAGUGACUUGAGAUGACCCUCUUGCCUUUUGCGUGGCUGGGAUGUAGUUCGCUCCCAGAAGGGAAUGUGGCCCUUGAACUGAAUGAAAGGUUCCCCACCUGCACUUUUUUCAUCUUCUGGAAGUACAGCUCUUAAGCAGAAACUGAGUCUUCUCCCUUGUCCUUUAGGCAACUGUACAGAACGGGCAGAAUUCAUCUGGUUCUACACCCAGUUUGCCUUUCACAGUGAGGGUGCAGCCAACUGGCCAUCCUUCCAGGGGGACAACUCCUGUCCCGAUGGCAUCUUCUGGCUGCUCUGCACAUGUAAGUGACGUAGAGUUUGCGUGCUUUAAUAGCGAUAUAUGUCAGAAAGAGUAAAGGCUCCCAAGCAAAAGGAGGUUGAUUGUUUUUUGGGGGAGGCGGGGGUGGGAGUUGAAGGAUUGUGUGCAUUGAGGUGGUAAGAGAGUCUGUAAGAACUUCAGAACCCAGUUGGGGAAGAGUUAGGGCAGGGGGCCACUGACCAUUUGGGAAAUGCUUGGAAUUUUGAGAAAGUGCCAUGGGCACCAGUCACAAAAUGGCUGCCGUGAGGGCAUGGGGGUAAUUGCCACAUCAUCUUAAAGGGAAGAGACAGAGACAGGGCCACAAAAUGGUGUGGGCGUGCUCUCCCUCUCCCCUUGCAACAAUGGGGGGGGGGGAGGCAGCUAUAUCAGCCACCACCAUGCUCACUCGCAGAGAGAAGCUCUUUGCACCUCUCAUCUGAACAGAGGGUAAAAUGCCAACCCAGCGAAAUAUUGACAUGUUUUAAGGGGGCGUGUUCAAAGUAGGAGAAGCUGAGACGGUGCAAACAGGAAUUGAGGAGGAAGAGCAAACAAUCCCUGGUGUUUGGUGGAUUUUAGAGGGGAUAUUUAUGAAGACCUGCUGCAAACGCCAGAGGAGGCAUCCUGGCACUUGUGAUGUUUGUGACUCCUGAACUAGAGUCUUUAAUUGAAGAAGAGAAUAACUAUUUGGUGAUCCUACCGUGUUAUGUACUGAAGUUCUCACCCUGGGCCAGCAGGGGGAUACUGUAGAUAGUUAUGCAAAUGAAGGAUUGAAAGUGACAUUCAGUGAUUGGAUAGUUUUAGAAAGUUGUUACAGUAAUGUGGUACUGGAGCUCUAUAUAAGCAGGCUGACUGAGCCCUUCAGUUCAGUUCUGUCCUGGCCUGUGAAUAAACAAGAGCUGUUUGAAGAAUCACUGUGUCGUCUGAUAUGUUCACCCACAACUUAACACGCCAUUUCUUCUUCUUUUUUGGAUUCCCCCUCCCCUUUCUAGACUAAAGAUGCCGGUACUCAGACUUGUACAUUUAACCCCACCUACCCUCCAGUUCAUCAGAAUCCUCAGUGGGGAGCUCAGAUGACUACCUCCUUGGUCCCUGCUGCCAACCCUCAGCCGCUUGCAGAGAAACUGGAUACAGUGCACACUGAGGUCCAGAAGCUUGCGCAGGCUGUGCAUAUGGUGCUGGAGCGCCAGUGCCGACUGGAGCGCCAACAGGAGCAGCAGCAGCGCUUCCAACAGGAGCUUCUCAUGACGCUGCAGCAGCUCAGCUCCACUGUUGGCCACGGGGCGGUCCCUGCCCAUGCCCCCUGUACUCCUUACAACGUGGCUGACCCCUCGCCACCCUUGCCAAGCUUCAGCCAGUUCAAGAUGGAGCUUAUCUGACCAAGGACUAUGGGGAUGGCAGUGGAGGUAAUGAGUGAGCUGUUUUAUGUUCUAAGUGUACUGUAUUUUUCGCUCUAUAGGACGCACCAGACGAUAAGACGCAUCUAAGACGCAAGAAAAAAAAAUUCUGAAUCCCAGAAGCCAGAACAGCAAGAGGGAUCUGGCUUCUGGGAUAGCCUCUUGCUGUUCUGGCUUCUGGGAUAGCCACUGAAGCCUCUCCCGGGCAGCGGGAUGAAGGCUCCCCCUGCCUGGAAGAGGCUGCGCGCAGGUAAGCUGCCCUCUGUACCUUCCCCCAUCUCCCGCAAGAACCGCACACUCUUUAAAGGGAGUGCGGUUCUUGGGGGCUUUUCUGGGAGGUGGGGGAAGGGACAGAGCCCCCCACUUCCCACAAGAGCUCCCG
This is a messenger RNA of Podarcis lilfordi (Lilford's wall lizard), 8631 nucleotides long. The record is from the annotation of a GenBank genome assembly. Lineage: Eukaryota; Metazoa; Chordata; Lepidosauria; Squamata; Lacertidae.